Messenger RNA from Rubroshorea leprosula, 1392 nucleotides. The record is from the annotation of a GenBank genome assembly. NCBI's taxonomy places the organism in Eukaryota, Viridiplantae, Streptophyta, Magnoliopsida, Malvales, Dipterocarpaceae.
CUCCAUCCGUCCUCCACCCCUUUUCCCUCUCCCCAUUUUCUUCACACACAGAAAAACUCAGAGAAGACAACGUAGAGAGGAAACUGAGAUACUCUUUACUUAGUCUUCUCUUACAUCUUUUGAUUAUUCUUUUAUCCUGAGUGAACGAUUUUGAAAUCCAAUGCCCACUUUGUAGUGGACAAGGGUUUCAUCUGGAUCGUAAUUGGUAACUUGUGCAAUUUUGUAACUUUUCACUAAUUAGGGUUUGAUCGGAGAGCUAAGGAAGCUCUCCAUGUUGUGUAUAGUAUUCCAAUUCCUAUUUUUGGUGGGAUUGGAGUUUUGGAUUGGAAAGAUGAUGGGUUGAACUGUUAAGCUGUGAGCUUGCCUAUAGAACGAUGGUUGUUGGAACAUUCUUACUGUAGGCAUGGAAGAGGAUUGCGCAUAUAGAAUAUUAGACUUGUGUACACGGUGAUCAAGAGUUUGGAAGUGUUUGUUGUUUGGAGGAAAAGGGUCCUGGGUUUUCAGCUAUUUUUUUGUGUGAUUGAGAAUCAGGGAAUGAUUAAGGGGGAGGUAAUGAUUCUUUAUGUUCCUGGAAAGCAACGGAGAAAAUCAGAUUAUAGUGGACCAUUUUUGUUUCUUAGAAAACCAUUUGGCUUAACGUAGUUUCAGCAAAAGUUAUUCAUGAUGAGCAUUUCUUACGUUGUUUGUUGAUCUGGGUGUUUUUGAAAAGGUGUAGUGUAGUUUUAAAGUAGGCCUUAUUUAGUGAUUGCUGCAGCGGCCUUUCACGUUUGAAGUUGUUUUUCAGUGAAAUCUACUGAAAUCAAGUGUUCAUUUGCAAUAAUCUAGAUUGGCAUUGGUGGUUUUAGGAUUUCUUGACUGUUUAGAGCGUGGAAUUCGUGGAGAGAUAUUGAAGUUGGAAAUGCAUGCAGGGACAUGGUGCAUGGGCAGGAGCAUAGUUACUGGUCCGUUCCCUUUGCUGAACAAUGCAACUGUGAAGUAAUUCAAGCUUUUUGGUUUGUGGAAGGUGUCUGUGCUUUGUGGUCUGGGUGUCUGUGCAAUGUCGCGUUGCUUUCCGUUCCCGCGACCAGGGUAUGAAAAGAAGGCUAGCACUCAUGAUUUGGACAUAUUAAAAAAGGUUAAAAUUAAAUACUCUCUUUAUAUAUUCUCUUAACAUUUUCUAAUCAGCAUACUUUUCAUUAGGAUCAUGAAGUCACAUUCUUUAAAAAUUUGCAUUAAAUUGAAAUGCUAGGAUUUAGUUUUCCAUUUCUAUGGAGUAUUUAAUACCUUCUUCAAAAGUUGCUGCUUUCCUAUAACUGACCAAUUUUCUGGACUUUUUGUGGCUUUCUGUAACUUUUUGAUAUAGAAUAGAAUGAUAGUGGAUUGUUACUUGGUGAAUGAAAUGAAGGCAUUUGG